CUCACGAUAGAGAAAAAUUUAUCAGUCUAGAGGAGUCUAUAUUGAUCAAGGAUAUGAGGCUAAAUUAUGAAGAAUGUCAGAGUGUUCAUUAUAACAUCUAUUCACAUGAAAUUCCUGCUAGGAUAUUAGAUUCAAAAUAUGAAGGAUCCCGGUGGCCAAAAGAUGAACUUUCUUUUAAUUUUAAUUACUCUUCCUCAGUUGAAUUUGUGCAUAAGCUAAACUCUUCCUAAGCACUUUGAUAUUAAAAAGGUAUUCUUGUAUUCAGUCGAGGAUAAAAAGAAGCAUGCUUUUAAAUUCAUAGACUUCUCGUUCCCAAACAAAGUUGAAGACCUGUUUAUUUCUUUCUUAAGUAAAAUGCAACUCAGAGGUUCUAAAUAUUUUAAUAUAUUAAUCAAAACAAGUCCCAAAAUCAUCAAGAGUGUUAAAAUUAUGCGCUUAUCACUUGACUUUCGCCAGUUAAAGAGAUUAAUAGCAGCUUACAAGCAUGUUCAUACAUUAUAUUUGUGGACUUGCAAGCUCUCAAUCCCCAAAGUUCCUGAUUUCUCAAGAGCAUUAACAAAUUGUCAAAUCCAGGAUCUAAAUUUAGCAGAUUCAGGAGACUUUUCCUUCGGUAAUUGGAAACACAGCCUUGAUGAGUUCAAAAACUUGAUCGAAGGACGGGCAAGUUCUCAAGAUCUAAGACAAAAUCUCAGGAAAAUUAACAUCAGAUAUUGUGAAGUAGAUCAACAAGAAGCUGAAGAUAUUUUUAAUGACACCCAACUUGAAAAUGUAAGAAUAAUUACUUAAGUCCAUUAAUAUGCAUGAAUCUCUUCCAUCUUUGCC
This is a messenger RNA of Moneuplotes crassus, 822 nucleotides long. NCBI's taxonomy places the organism in Eukaryota, Ciliophora, Spirotrichea, Euplotida, Euplotidae. The record is from the annotation of a GenBank genome assembly.